Messenger RNA from Lates calcarifer (barramundi perch), 11971 nucleotides. It is a transcript of the gene tet3, whose product is annotated as tet methylcytosine dioxygenase 3. Gene Ontology annotation, cellular component: nucleus. Gene Ontology annotation, molecular function: DNA 5-methylcytosine dioxygenase activity. Lineage: Eukaryota; Metazoa; Chordata; Actinopteri; Centropomidae. Gene Ontology annotation, biological process: positive regulation of transcription by RNA polymerase II; oxidative demethylation. The record is from RefSeq and is a predicted model, not a curated record.
GUGGCUGAGGGGGCAUUCACAUCAUGCAUGCAGAAGGAGAAGAGAAAAAAACUGAACGAGUGGGAGGAAGGAGUGAUAGUGAUCACAGAGAAAAAAAAUCCCUCUCUUAUGUGUACGUGUGUGCGUGUAUGAGUGUGUGCGGUAGACCUAUUGGCAUACUAGCAGGAGAGAGAGAGAGAGAGAGAGAGAGAGAGAGGGAGGGGGAUAGAGCAAGAGAGUAAGCGAGAGAAAGAGAGAGAACGUGCGUACGAGGGCUCAUGUAAAACCAGAUUAAAAACACAAGAUGGCUUCCUGAAUGGGCUGCUGGAACACAGACGAGAGAGAGACAGAGAAAGAAGAGUGGAGAGAUAGAGAGAAAGAGAGAGAGAGAGAAGAAAGGGAUAGAGGGAUAGGUGAAGACGAGAGGGAGCCGGAGUCUUCUGAUGGGGAUUCGGCCAGCGGACGGAGGAGUACAAACCAAGGCAGCUCAGAGGCUUGGAGGGUGGAAUAUUUUGAAGACAACAGUCGAGGCUGUUUGGGAAAUCCUAAACUGGCAGCUGAGACUGUUCACGAAGUCACUUCAGUGGAUGGCCCCAGAAGUGGAGGCCAGAUGGAAAUUGGGUCACAUGACCGCCUCCAGGAAGGCGCGCUGAGCCUGGAACUGGCCAAUGGGGUGAAUCGCUACAGAAAUGAUGAUGAGGCAUCUAUGGAAACAGAGCAGCAGAGGGCAGGAAGUGUGCCUCCAAGGCAGUGCUGGGUGACAGGACAUGGCAAGGUCAGUGACACCCAACAACAGCAGCCAUGUUGGAACAGCAGCAGUGGUGCAACCCCUGGUGAACCUGUCCACCAUGCAAACGUGGAGGAUGCCCAUAAUCUGGUGGCUUUUUCUGCCAUUGCUGGCUCCUUGCCUCCUUCUUCCUCCUCUUCCUGCCUUCUUGUGCAGCCAAACACAGCCCAGCUAUAUGAGAAGUUCACCCAGGAGAUGGGUGUUGAGGGGGCUCAGGCUAGCCUCUCUGCAGGGGCUCCUAAGGGAAUCCACCAACCUCCAGAAGACCUGACCACCCUACAGACAGCACUGAACCAAGCCAAACAUGGACACAAGCCCCCCAACUGCAACUGUGAUGGGCCUGACUGUCCAGACUACCUUGAGUGGCUGGAGAAGAAGAUUAAGUUGGCAACCAAUGAGGAUCAAGGCACCCACAAGAUUGUCAAUGCUUCCCCACACUCACAGCCUCAUCUACAGCAACCCCUUUUGCGACAUCACCCUCAGCCCCACCCCCAGGUGAAUGGUGGUCACAGUUUGUCUAAUUCAUACUCUCAGCAGCAACAGGGAACUCAAGGCCCUCACCCCGACCAAGUGCCCUGCUCCAAACCCCCAAUACCUUGCUCUCCCCAGGUGCUCUCCAUAGCCAAGGAAAAGAACGUCAGUCUUCAGACAGCCAUUGCCAUAGAAGCCCUGACCCAGUUAUCUGGUACCAGUCCACAAGCUGCUGGCUCUCCAGGUCAAACACCCUACAACAGUAACCACCACCAACAUACCCAGAACCUACCAUCCCAGCCCCACAAUGGCUCUAGCUUGAUUCCACCGUCUUUUGGCACCCACUUAUCAUCUUCACGUUCACAGUCCGUCCCUCCAGGACUACACACCAGCCAGCAGGCCCCAGUGUCCUGUGAGCACCACAGGCCCCAGUCGCAAGGCCAGCCACCCCAUGCCGCCCCUCUCCCUUCCUCUACCUCUCCCUUCCUAGGUCAGGGAAAACCUCCAGGCUACAGCCCUAGUCCACAGCAGUGGCAGCAGAGCUCAGGCAGAGGCUCUGAACAGAGGAACGCAUGGAUGUGUAUGAAGCCUGAGCCCCAGUCUCACUUCGCUGCUGCACCUCACAGUAGCUUAGACCCUAUGUCAGAGCUCAAACAGCUGCUUGGUGACACCAGUGGCAAGUUCAGCAAUGCUCAUUUCAAGCUUCCAGUCACACAGCAGCUCAGCUUAACCCAGAAUGGAGGUAUCCAGGCCCAGGAUAACCCAGCACUGUCCAGGUUAAAGCAAGAGCCAGGGGAGCACUACCAUCACACUGCCUCCAUGGGACAUUAUGGCAUGGCUAAUGGUCAGCAGCAGGGUCAGAACUACCCCGGCACUCCCUUGUCACCUGGCCAAGCAGCCAUUAGUCACUCCACUCAGGCAGCUCUGCAACAGCACCUUCACUACAAGAGGAACCUCUUCUCUAACCACUCCUCUGGCUUUGGAGCACCAGGCCCACGUGCACCUCUGGCUUGCCAAAACUUGAAAAAAUGGUGGCCACAGAUGGAGGCAGAAAGUUUGUCACAUCUGGCCAUCAAACAGGAGCCUAAGGAACCCAAGAAGAGAAAAAGCAACCAUGGAUCUCCUGUCAUAAAAGCUAUGAGUGGGGUGCUUACAGGUCCUCCAUUACCCAAACCCAAGCAGAUAAUCAUCAAGAAGACCAAGCAGAAAGCCUCCAUGCCAACCUUCCUGCCUCAGACUCAGAUCACCAUACAAAAACCACCAGUCCUCAUGAUGGACAGAGCCCUGGCCCUGACCAACCUGCAAGCAGGUUGUCUCCCCUCUCUGCCCCUCCACAGUAACUCCACUCAGGCUGCUGCUGCAGGCCUCCCUGCCCCAGCCCAAUCUCAGGUAUCCAUUUCCUCAAUGACUCCCUCUUCCACUGUUUCUGCUUUGUCAGAAAACACUCCAGCCCUCAUGGGCCCUCUGCCCCCACCUGUGGCCCUUGUAGCCCAUGCUAAGUCAGAAGGAGCGGGCAGCUUGGCCUCCAGUAACACCAGCACCACCAUACCUCUGACCUCUACAUCUCCAUCCAGCACCUCACAAUUACCGAGUCUCAUCAACAUAGACCCUAAGUACGAAGAACUGAUCCGCCAGUUUGAGGCUGAAUUUGGGGACUCAGCCCCAGAUGCAUCCACCAGUCAGUCCAUGGAGGUGACUGCUCCAGCCCCUCAGCUGGGGAAACAGUCCCAGACCAGUCCUCAGGACCUCAGUCCCACAUCAUCAUCCACCUCCCAGUCGGCUCCCUUAAUUCUCACCACUCAAGCCAGCUCCACACCUCAUCCAAAGGAUGAGGAGAUGGAAGUUAAUAGGAAUGAGUCAGGGACCCAAAGUGAAGCAAGCUUGAAUCAGGCAUCCACAGAAAGACCUGUGGCGGAGCAGCAUGAGGGGUCCCUCCAUGUCUCUCUGCAGCAGGAGGCUGUCCUGGAAAAGCAGCAGCAGCCCAGUGUGGUAGAGGAUAAGUUCAGCAUGCCAUGUUCCCCGCUGCCUAAACGCAUGAAGAUUGAAGCUUCGGGUGAUAUAGCAGUACUGUCCACCACAUGCUAUUCUGAAGAGGACACACCCACCAAGGACAGUCUGCCUUCUUCGCCAUCUCUAAGAGGCUUCCUUGAGUCUCCUCUACGCUACCUGGACACCCCCACCAAGAGCCUGCUGGAUACUCCUUCCAAAGAUCUACAGGAAGAAUUCCCCUCCUGUACAUGUGUGGAACAAAUCCUGGAGAAAGAUGAAGGGCCCUACUACAACCACCUGGGAUCUGGACCUACUGUAGCCUCCAUACGAGAUCUGAUGGAGACAAGAUAUGGAGAGAAAGGGGAUGCCAUCCGGAUUGAGAAGGUGGUAUACACAGGCAAAGAGGGAAAGAGCUCGCGAGGAUGUCCUAUUGCAAAGUGGGUGAUCCGUCGUAGCAGCGAGACAGAGAAGCUGCUGUGUCUGGUGCGUCAGCGUGCAGGCCACCACUGUGCCAACGCUGUCAUUAUCAUCCUCAUCAUGGCCUGGGAAGGUGUCCCGAGGUCGCUGGCUGACAAGCUGUACCGUGAGAUCAGCGACACCCUCACCAAAUAUGGCAACCCCACCAGCCGACGCUGUGGCCUCAAUGAUGAUCGUACCUGUGCGUGCCAAGGCAAGGAUCCCGAAAGCUGUGGUGCUUCCUUCUCCUUUGGCUGCUCCUGGAGUAUGUACUUUAACGGCUGUAAGUACGCCCGAAGCAAAAUGCCGCGCAAGUUCAGGCUACAAGGAGAUCACCCUGAAGAGGAGGACAAACUCAGGGAUAACUUUCAGAAUCUAGCAACUGAGGUGGCUCCUUUGUACAAACGGCUGGCCCCACAGGCGUACAGUAACCAGUGUCAGACGGAGUUCAGAGCUCCAGAAUGCAGGUUGGGCUUAAAGGAAGGCCGGCCAUUCUCUGGAGUCACUGCUUGCAUGGACUUCUGUGCCCACGCUCAUAAGGACCAGCACAACCUCUACAAUGGUUGCACAGUGGUGUGCACUUUAACUAAGGAGGACAACCGGAUGGUGGGAGAGAUCCCUGAGGACGAGCAGCUUCAUGUGUUGCCUCUAUAUAAGAUCUCUCCGACUGAUGAGUUUGGCAGCGAGGAGGCCCAAGACCUCAAGAUGCAGACAGGAGCCAUCCAGGUACUUCAGGCUUUCCGCCGUGAGGUACGGAAGUUGCCCGAGCCUGCCAAGUCAUGCCGACAACGCCGUCUGGAGGCCAAGAAGGCUGCCUCAGAGAAGAAGAAAAACAAACUCAUGCAGCAGGCAGGGGAGACACCGGAGAAAACAGUGGUCAAGGCUGAGGUCUGCAUCACAGGUUCUCCUCAAUUCCAAGGCAAUAAAGCAAUUACAAAACAAGAGAUGAAGCCCAACAUCAAGAGGGAGCCCUUCAACGGAUCAAUAGAUGGAUACCCUGUGCAGGCAGCAGACCCAUUCAAUAACAUUUAUCCACACCCUGCCUACUAUGCAAGGGGAGGCCUCCCCCCAGCUGGCCAGCCCUCUGCACCAGACCCAGUAAAUGGUUACCAUCCACCACCCAAUCUGCCCGCAGUGCACUAUGGCUACUACAACUACCCCCCUAAUGCACUUUUCCCCCCUAAGUUGAGAACCUACGAGGGUCGGAAUGGCUCUUUGCCUAAAGCAGGCAGUAAGGCUGUCCAAGUAGACAAGAAGCCUGAUAUUCAGAGCCUCCAGGCCAGACUGGUCCAGUCCUACCCCAGCCACCCAGAGCAAGCCAACCAACCAAACCAUAGCGCUUAUGCCCAGCCUGCAGACUACAACCAGUCCCGUCCUUCCUCUGUCUCUUCUGAGCCCUCCAACAGAGGCACUCCAAUCAUCAAACAGGAGCCUAUGGAUGUGCCAGUCUAUGAAGGCACAGUUCCAAGCCAGGCUGGUGCCAACACACCUAGCACCACCACCCAGCCUGGUGCAUGGCCGGGGCACAAGCUUAAUGGAAGUAUUGUUCCCACAAACUGGGAUAGCCAUCUAAACCAUAAACAAAGUCCUGAAGCCUCAUUGUUGAACCUGGAAAAGCAGCAGUUUCACCAGCACACCCAGCAGCGGCAGUCCUCUCCUUACCCCCAGCACUGGACAUCCUACUCUGGCUCGAAUGCCUCGAUGGCUUCCCCUGCCCCAUCACCAUCACUCCAGGUGCCUCCCUCUCCAUCUCCGUCCCCUCACCCUGGUCCAGCGCUCCCAGGUAACAUAUACCAAGGUUCCACACGCCCUGCCACCCCACGCCCAAGCACCCCUCACCCAGGCACACCACAACCUGGUACCUCUCACUCAGGCUCAGUUACACCACAGCCAGGCACCCCAGGUCCAGGCACACCAGGCCCAGGCACCCCCAGGCGCUGGGCCAGCCCUGCUCCUAGUCCUCAGCCGAAUGCCUGGGCCAUUGGCCCUGCUGCAUAUAGCCCUGGUUUGAAGCACAGCAAUCCUGCAGGAGCCUACCCUGACAAAAUCUGGUCCAAGACCGGGGAGAGUCGGUGUUCUACUCCCCUUGGGCUUCAAGAGAAGGCCUGGAAGUCUUGUGGAGGUUCAGUAGCAGGCAGUACCCCAUCCCCUGCCCCUGAGGGCCGCCUCUUCCCUGAUGCCCUGCAGCAGUCAGAUCAGGUCUGCUGGGACCCCAGACGAGUUGAAAGUGACGUAGAGAGCACCAAGGGUCAGGAAGAGGAUGAGGAUGAGGUAUGGUCUGACAGCGAGCACAACUUCCUGGAUCCCAAUAUUGGUGGUGUAGCAGUAGCACCAGCCCAUGGCUCCAUCCUGAUUGAAUGUGCCCGACGGGAACUACAUGCUACCACUCCACUCAAAAAGCCUGAUCGCGCCCACCCCACCCGCAUCUCUCUGGUCUUCUACCAGCACAAGAACCUCAACCAGCCCAUGCACGGCCUGGCUCUGUGGGAGGCCAAAAUGAAGCUGCUGGCAGAGCGAGCACUGCAGAGGCAGCAGGAAGCAGCUCUUCUUGGCCUCUCCCAGGAUGACAUCAAGGCCCUUGGGAAGAAACGCAAAUGGGGGGCAACGGUGGCAGGUGCCAGUCCAGGACCUGGACAAUCUAAAGACAAGAGGGAAGGGCCGGUGACGCGGUUAGCCCCCACGUUCCACACCACCUCUAUGGUUACUGUGUCUCCCUAUGCCUUCACCCGCCUCACUGGGCCCUACAGCCACUUCGUCUGAGGUCAGACGAUACAAACAGACUAAUAGCUACAGAGUGGUGCAGUGAAGGGCUGGAGAGAGUGAUGAGCAGGAUGAAUGUCUCUCAGCCGUCUCACAGUCUGGCAUCUCUCCAUCCUGCCCCCUCCGCAGUCCACUUGGAGGAGCGGACAUUUUUAUUGUUUUUUACCUCAUGUCAGGCAGUGGUUUGGGCUUCAGACACACUGCCUGUGGUGCUCUUCCUCUCUCUUCCCUGGAGAGGAACUCCAUUGCUUUUUCUUGUUUAUAGAAUUUUAAUGAUUCUAAUUAUUGCUAUUAUUAUCAAUAUUAUUAUGAUUGCUAUUGUUACUGUCAAUGUUGUUAUUACAGGUAUUAUUAUAAUGAAGACUUGUUUGUUUUUUUAUUAUUGCUGUUUUCAUUAAUGUUAUUAAUGAUGUGAUUGUUUUUGGUUAUAUAUUUUUUUAAAUCAAUCAGUCUGAGUCAGUCAGAUUCAAACGAUUUGCUUUUUCCAUGUUUGGAAAACGUGUAACCUGUUUUCUGUUAGAUUCUCUUUGGUCUUGUCAAUUUUCCCGCUGUCCUUAGAGGAGGAGCCGUUAUCUACCUGGCAAGACAGCAAAUCAAUAUUACAGUAAUCUUAUGACUAUAUAAAAAGCUUUUACAGGAGGCUUGCCGUAGAUAUCUAUCUCUAUAUUGACAAUAUGCCUCCAUAAAGGAUAAUUCCAAUUUAUCAUCAAUGUGGGUCUCAAUUUCCUAAAUUUGGCUAUCAUUAGGAUUUUCUUAAAAAAAACUGACUUUGAGUCAGUUUACCAGCACCACUGUAGUCUCAUACACAAGUCACAGUCUACUUUUCUAUUAUUAUAAAUAUUGCCUAUAUAAAUUGUAAAAAAAAAAAAAAAAAUCACCAAAAUCAGUUGUCAAGGCAAUAUAAUGUCCAAAUUAUCAGCUAUCUUUGUGCUGAUACAAUCCACCAUACUAUUUUGAUAGUAUGAAGGAUGUAAAUGAAAACAACUGAAUCCCAUUGUGCUUCCUUGAAACUCCAUGUACACAGCAGGGGAGCAGAGGUUGGCUGACCUCUAAAGUUAAACAAAUCCAAUCAUUCUGAUGCAAAAGGUAGGCAAAUAGUGUCCUACUUAAAAAUAAUAAUCAUUACCCUUUUAACCCAACUGGGGUAAACGUUGCUGCUUCUCUUGUCAUUAGAUGACAUGCUCCUCCUCCUCUUCUACACCCCUCCAGCUCUCGACUGGUGCUCAACUUCCGGUUCUGAUCGAUUUUCAUUCCAGUACUUUUCAUGGCACUUGAUGCUGUACUUAGGUGCUUUAGCUCAAAUCUGGCUCAAGUAGCAUUAGUGAGUAAAUAUUUUUGUUUUAACCCAAGUGGAGUACCAGAAUGAUGGGAAUUUUUGCUUCAAUAUAAAAGUGCAGGAAAUUUGUAAAAGCAAAGUGUUAUUAAUUAUCUUACAAAUGCAUUGUUUUCCUAUGUGGAAAACUGUACAUAUCUGGUAUUCCACAGAGGGUAAAAUCAGUGAUACUAUUCUCAAAUGCCAUUUGACCCAGAUCAGCUAUUACCACAUGUAACAGAUGUAACAGGUGGCACUCUUUAUCUUCCUAUCAUGUUCAAGUAGGGGUGAGCACUUCCCAGUGUAAACUCUAGAGGGCAGCAGUGACUGCCAUUUGAAAGUGGUGUGUACAAACAAACCUACAAGCACUUGAGAUCCACUCAAAAGCCAGUAGAGCAUUGCCUUGCUGCUUUAACCAUCUAUGGCCAGUAGAGGGGAAUCUCACACCCUGUUUGCUGACCAUGGAUGGGCCUCACCAAAGCAGCUUAAGGUAAAUUUGAUAUUUGUCCCAUUGUGGCACAAAUGUGAAUGAAGUCUGCAGAUGCCUUUGGGAAGCCCAUCCAGGGGUAGAGCAGAGGGAAACCGUGUUGGGAUAGCAGUGCUUUUGGUGCUCCUUGACACACUCUGGUGCUCUCCUAUUACACUUGAUUAACUGUGAAGGGCCCACUCCUUCCUCUGCAUGGUGCUGUCAUCUUCGAGCAGAGCAAGGUGUGUCCUUCCGCAGGCACCUUGUCACCACAGAGCCAGCCAAUCAAAGUGGCCGCCCUAUGGUUGCAGUUCUGCCAUUGGGCUCAAGAACUGGUUCCUUUUGAGAUGUUUUUGCAGUUUAUUGUUGCAAAGUGGUUUUGUCUCAAACAAAGUACACUGUACAGGGCAGAGAAAGCACAGUCAUUCAAUGCAUUCUUGGCAACCCAUUCACAGAGAAAACAAUAGUACCCAGAGUUAAAGGGAGAUGUUAGAAAAUUACUGUAGCUUCUGGGAGUUGGCAUCAAAUGCAAAUGCAUUGAGUCAAUGAAUCUCUCACUUUGUGUGUGUGUGUGUCUGUGUGUGUGUGUGUGUGUGUGUGUGUGUGUGUGUGUGUGUGUGUGUGUGUUAGUGUGUGUAUGUCUGAAAAUGACACAAAUGCAUGGGUGCGUGAAAGAGAAUAGCCAAAGAGAGAGACUAUUUGAUAGCCUGGAUAGAGUCCCAUCAAUUACUCAUUUUUAUAUUCUCUCCAUGAACCCUGUGACUGUUUGACUAACUCAGUUCAAAUGGUGACAUGGUUUAUUUGCAACAUGUGAAGAAAAUGAAAAUGAGCAACUAAUAGAACUUGAUACAGGCUAACUCCUGGCUGCUGGGUGGUUGUUUGGGUCAAGGCCCUGGUCAUCUGUGAAAGACCCUGUUACCUCUCCCAAGGGUCUCCAGCUCUCUACCUCACGCUGUAGAGACACUGGUCACAAUCACAACUUGCUACUGAGGGCAGAGAAUCAUGCAUAUGUCCCUUUGUGUGCUCUAGAUCUCCACACUCAUUUUAACCUGCUUUUUUUACUCUUAUUUAUUACUACAUGGUGAUGAUAAUGAUUGUCUUUGAUGUUUUGUUUUUUUUUUCAUCUUUUUUUUUAUAUAGCUAAUACAAAUUGUACAUACAGAAGAAAAGAUUUAUAAAAGCACUUUUAAUCUUGAUUUUAAUGACAAAAAGAAAGAGCCGAUUAUUGACAACUUGAAGCUUAGGGUUUUUUUUUUUUUUUAAUUUUCUCAAGAGAGAGAUAAAAAAAAUGUAAAUAUUAAAAUAUUUAGGUAAGAUUAUUUAACUGGUGAGGAUAGUAACUAAACCAUGAAUGACAUGGGGGUAUUUUGAAGUCUCUGACAGCCCUUAACAACGGUAAACAACACUUCCUAGUGUGUUGUGUGUAAAUGUGUGCUUAGUAACACUGCUGUUUUGCUUUCUUAAGUACUGUACCCCAGCAGCAUUUAACUGACAGAGACCUGUCACUUUCUAAAAACAAAUUCAUCAGCCCAAUAAUUAACAUGAAACCGCAAUUGACUUACUCACCGAUGACUUACUCACCGAUGACUUACUCACUGGUCAAAAUAACUAGAGGGUCCCCCAUGUUGCAAUUGUCUGACCAAAACCUCUGCAAAAGAAUGAAUUGAAGAGUUUUAGAAAAGCCUGUCUACUUGACAACAAUGAUUUUUUUAACAUGUUAAAGCAGGUGCCAAGAACCCAAAAGAAACUCUCUCAUUACAAAGAAAUAUGUCAAAUUUCAAAGUAAGCCUGAAAAAUAUCAAAACUGCAGUUUUGUGAUACGGGACAACAGUGGUCUACUGUCAGUAAGCUAAGGACAAAUCUAAAUAGGUAGACAUAAACCUGAUAUGUGCUGUAUGUUGUUAGAGGAGUUGUCCAGCAAUUUGGGAAAUAUUCACUUAUUCACAGUAAAUAUGAAGCUAGAGCCAGCAGCUAGUUAGCUUAGCUUAGCUUAAAGUCUAGAAAGAGAGGGAAACAGCUAGCCUGGGUCUGUCAAAGGAUAACAUCUACCAGCACCUCAAAAUUUCGCUAGUUAACACAUAACAUACUUCACAAAGUCCUGGCCAAGAAAUAGUUCAGCACAUAACCCCAGUGAAACAAAAAAUUGUCAUUUUUUCAGUUUUAUGCCAAGCUAAGGAUCACACGUGAAAGUGCUAUCAAUCCUCUCAAGUAAGUCUUGGUAAGAAAGCAAAUAAGCAUAUUUCCCAAAAUGUUGAAUCAUUCCUAUGAUAUGAGUAGAGUUUGCCCGUGAUAGCUCAGCCACCAGAACCACGUGUUCUGGAUGUUUAGGAACCUACUGGUAGUUGCAGAGCCAGUCUAAGGUGAAUCAGUGGGCAAUGGUUUAGCAAGUAAUAAAACAACCUUGAUCUUUGUCAGUUGUGUUAGACUAUCAGGCAAGAAACUGCUUCCCUGCUUGUUUAGAUGUAUCUGUCUUAAUUACCUAAUCUAGUUCUCAUAAUAAUAAGUAUGCACUUGGCAUAAAAAUCAUCAUGCCCCUGUGAAGACACCAGGUUUUUAGUUUAUAAUGAUUAUGUGAGACACACACAUCAUUGCUAACAGCAGUUUGAUUGGUGCAGGGGCUGGAACUGGGCCCAUUUUACUUUUUAAUCACGAUGCAUGGCCCACAUUACACACACAUACACAUUUGCCUAAGAAAGGGUGCUGAAGAUAAUGAUGUACAUGAUAUCUUAAUAACUUAAUAACUGUAAAUUUCUAAAUGUCUCACGAGUUUGGUGGAUGGUUCUCAUGUGAGGCGCCACCUCCCAAGCACGUACGAAGAUGGGAGGUUGGUUAGCUGGUGCUAUGAUGAUGCUACACCUUAAAUUCACUGUGUAAAAAAAUGUGAGGGAUAAAUGAUUACCACAAAUAUUUUUCUGAGCUCUUCGAAUGUCAAGAGAACUAUACUUUUGAUUAAAGCAGUUUCACAGGAUAGGAAGCUGCCCAGGUGCUGACUUUACAAAAAGUCUUUUGUUACGCUACAAAUUUACAUCUCUUUUUGAGGGCAGGGGGGCACUCAAACAGUUGAUCACAUUCUCUAUUAAUAUUCAUUCCAUGUUGUACUUGAAGUCAUUUAAACUAGGAUGAGAUAUAGAAUCAUAUAAUAUCAAGACUGUUAUCUGGGGUUCACAUUUGGUACAGUGCAAGUACCAAAGGCUAUUGAAAUUAUCUUUGAGUAUGUUGUAUAUGUUCAUGUUAAAUGAAUGCUAAGAUAUUUGAACAGUACAGGAACAGCAGUUGUGUGCUGCCUCCCUCUUCCUCUCCCUAGUCAUGCACUUCCUUUACUCAACCCCGCUCUUUCUCUUAACACCUUGUAUAUUUUGUCUUUCUCUCUUUCACACACACACAAACAUAGAUAUACAUAGGCAUCUCACUGUGUAUGGCCCACUUUAAGAAGUCUAUGAACACCUAAUUUAAUGAACACUCUCCAAAUUUGAGAUAGAGACUUGGACCCUGGCCCAUACAAAUAAAAAAAGAAGAAGAAAAAAUGAAAAUGAACCUAAACAACUGGCAGCUACAUUCCUUUAUAAGUUAUAGGAUUGGUUCUUUAUUUUUCAUGUCAAGGAUGCAGUAUGUAAAAAAGGUGUUUUUGUUCAGUCUCUCUCUCUCUUUGUAGCUGUAUGGUGUAUUAUGUGAAUACAUAGUGUAUGUGGUAAAAAGCCCACAAUAUUGUUUUAUGUUGCGCGAUAAAUAAAAACAUUGAAGUAAAAACGGA